CCAGCUCCCCUACAGGCCCAUGGAUGCAAUAGCUCGCCUCGUCUCCUCUUCGCCCUAACUCGCCGGCGUCCGCUCCCGCCCGCCGCCCCCAUGCUCCCCCUAAUACGCCGCCUCCCUACCGCUCCUUCCCGCCUAGCCGCCCUCGCACUCCGCCGACCACACCAUCGAGCUGCGGCGACGACGCCGACAACGACACCCGCGAUACCCUCCUCCCGUCUUGCGGGCUCGCCGCCCGCAGAGAGUCCAGCGGCGGAUCAGGGGAGCGAGUUGGAGCCCCGACCCGACCCCCUCGACCGGGACUGGGGCUCGACGCUGUCCGUAGCGGACCUCACAGAGGUUGCCGGGAUCCUCCGGCGGUUGCGCGACGAGCAGAUCAGUCUGGGCCUGGGCACCUUCAAUCUGCUGCUGAAGCGAGCGUGCGAAGCGGACGACUUCGCGCUCUUCGCCAAGGUAUUCAGACACUUGCUGCUCUCCAAAGCUGCUCCCGACUUGACUUCCUACAUGUGUGUCGCCAGGGCCAUUGGGGGUCUAGAUGACUCUGAACUGUUACUCGGGUUUGUGAGAGAGGUAUUGGAGAUCACAAACGGCAGAGGUCCCACGGUGGCGAAUCGCAUUGUUUUCGCCGUGGGUACAUACGGGCACCUCGAUAAAUGCUUGAUCGUUUUCGAGGAGCUGAAGAAAGAUAGGAGAUGCUUGGAUGUUGUCACCUUCAACACUGUCUUGGACAUGCUUGGAAAAGUUGGUCGGGUGGACGAAAUGCUUUGUGAGGUGAAGCUGAUGGAGGAGCUUGGCAUUUCUCCUGACAUCGUGACGUAUAAUACGGUGAUUAACUGCUUGCGGAGGCUUGGAAGAUUGGGUCUGUGCAAAAGCUUUGCAAGAGAGAUGUUUGAGAGAGGCAUCAGUCCUGAUUUGAGAACGUAUACCGCACUAAUUGAUUGUUUUGGAAGGGCAGGCCAUAUUGCUGACGCCCUCGAGGCGUUUGAGCAGAUGAAGAAGUCGCACCAACCUUCGAUAUAUGUCUAUCGUGCACUGAUCAGUGACAUGAAAAAAGCCGGGCGGUUUGAGCUAGCAGAAAAGCUCGCUGAUGAGAUGAAUUCAAGUGCGCCUGAUUUAUUAGGUCCUGAAGAUUUCAGGCAGAAGUCCAAGGGAGGAAGGGUUAGGAACAGCAGCAGGUAAGAAGCAGAAAAGCUGUCUUCCAGGCCUGUGUGAUUCCUUGGUAUGCACAAGGUGCUGGUACCCUGUUCCAGACUUCCAAAUUUCGAAUGGAUUACUGGUAUUGUUGGUUGACAUCGUUAUCAGUAUAUGUAAGCCAGGAAGAGACAGAGAACCACAAAGCUCAGAUGACAGUAGCUUGAUGGUUACAAAGACACAACAAUGAUCCCAGUGCCACAGUCCUGAAUGAAAUACCAUGAUCGCAGGCCAUUGCAGAUUUGCGUUUCAAGAGGUGCAGCCAGCCACCCGAGUCAGCAGCAACUCUGUAGUUCCCGAUUGAAAGGAAAUAUACGUGAUGCAGUGCUGGAUUAUCAUGUGGAUAAUGCCCGUUAUUAGAAAGAGCGCUGUUAUGCUCUGAACUUCCAGGGGUAAGAAAUUUCGGCAUUUUCUUCAGUGCACUGAAGAAUGGUGAAAUCUUGGCAUAUGCUUCCUUUUUGUAGGCGAUGCUUGUAAAUCAUUAGGCAUAAUAGCGAACAGACUGUAGUUGUUCAAGUUGAUCCUGUCCAAAUUUUCUGGGCUUAUAGAUCAUCCUAAAAUUCGUGGGAUGAUGAACGGAGAAGUAUGCCAUGAGCUCCUAGCCCCUAGAUGAAGGUGUGAUGCCAUGCCAUGCGAUGUAAUGGAUACUUUUUUUAACGGUGAAAAGACGUCAAAAGGCGUCUUAUACAUUCAGCUCAAAA
Molecule: messenger RNA, 1889 nt
Organism: Hordeum vulgare subsp. vulgare (domesticated barley)
Lineage: Eukaryota; Viridiplantae; Streptophyta; Magnoliopsida; Poales; Poaceae
Product: pentatricopeptide repeat-containing protein At1g11900
Exons: 1
Coding region: 91-1176 (361 amino acids)
Molecular function (GO): protein binding
Source: RefSeq, a predicted model, not a curated record